This is a messenger RNA of Trypanosoma cruzi, 613 nucleotides long. RefSeq lists its product as uncharacterized. The annotation marks the transcript as partial. The transcript has a single exon. The record is from RefSeq and is a predicted model, not a curated record. Lineage: Eukaryota; Euglenozoa; Kinetoplastea; Trypanosomatida; Trypanosomatidae.
UUCUGCGACGGUAUUACUUCCAGAGCCACCACAUCUCUCUAGCGAUGAUUUAGCGACACUGAGUGGCACGAUAGAUAUUCUGCUUUCUUUAACGCAGCGUGCCUUGGCAACGCGACCUUCCUUUACGUCGCAACAUCCAAUUUCGAAGUUGACACACUUUGCCAAGUGGUGCGAUGGAUAUGGACUUCUUGGAAAGAGCCAAAUUGAGUCCGUUGCGGCUCUUGAGGCGCAGGCGACGCGUGACUUGGGAUCACAGGCAACUCAACUGGAGACAGUGAUGAUGCUGAAAUCGCUUCCAUCCGGCGAUGAGGCGGCGUUAAGAACGGUUCUUGAUAACAUAUGGAAUGAAAAGGAGGGUCAUUUUGAGCCCUACAGUGCAGAUGUGUUGUCGUCUAUUGCGGUUUUGGCUGGUGCGCAUGGCAUUUCGGACGCGUUUCGGGCGCAAGUUGCGGGAAGGCUGAUGAAGACGCAGCAAGAGCGGCUGAGUGGAAGCGGUGCUGAUCUUCCACGACGGGCGCUGAGAUUUGUGAACGCCGAACACUCGAAGGAAAAGCAGAAGUCCAUCAAGCGAAUGCUUGCCGCCGAGGAGGAUAAGAAGAGGAAGGCACAGUAG